AUGAGUGAUGUUGAAUCUCUAGAUGACUACCUGGCUCGGUUCUUUGAGAUAAUAAACAACUUGAAAUCUCUAGGAGAAGAUGUAACAGAGAAAAGAAUUGUUCAAAAGUUGUUGAUGAGUCUAAGUAGGAGAUAUAAGUCCAUAGUGUCAAUCAUUGAAGAAACCAGAGAUCUAGACACUAUUAGAGUUGAGGAAGUCUUAGCUUCAGUGAAAGUCUAUGAUAAAAGAGAAGACUUGCAUGAUGAAAGAGAGAAAUACACAGGUACUGAGAGGGCUUUCAGCAGCCUUAAAGUUGGAGGAAAUGGAAAUGGCACUGGAAGUGUCAAAGGGUCUCAGUAUAGGACAAACCCAAAAUGGGGUCAGUAUAAGAAGGGUAAGAAUUGGUCUCAAAACAACUGGAACAAUGGCAGUGGUAACAACUGGAAUAAUGGCAGUGGUAGUGGCUGGAACAACAAAUUUACUGCACACAACAAACAACCAAGUGGCAGCCAAGGAAAUGUGAAACUGCUAUGUCAAGUAUGUGACAAAUACCAUUUUGGUAUAUGCAGAUAUAAAGGAAAACCCAAGUGUGGAAGAUGCAGUCGAUUUGGUCACUUAUCUAAGGACUGUGACAAUGGUAAACAGGUUGCAAAUUGUGCAAAGGAAGAAGAUGCAGUCACAGGAACAAUGUUCUAUGCUUGUCAUGCAAGUUCAAUUGCAUCAAGCAAGUCUGUGUGGUUUGUGGACAGCGCAUGUAGCAAUCACAUGACCUCUCAAGAGUCCUUAUUGAUCAAUCUUGAUAAGUCAGUGACCUGCAAAGUAAAAAUGGGCACUGGAGACCUUGUUCAAGCUACAGGAAAAUGGACACUUGUAGUUGAGACACGAAAAAGGAGAAUAUACAUAAAUGAAGUGCUGCUAGUUCCUGGAUUAGAUGAAAACCUACUGAACAUAGGGCAAAUGAUGCAGCAUGGGUACUACAUUCUAUUUGGAGGAAACUGUGCAUUAAUAUGUGAUGAUAGUAGUCUUGAUAAUGUUGUUGCUAAAGUUGCAAUGACUGGAAAUAGAUGUUUUCCAUUGUCCAUGGAAUCUGUCAACUCAGUGGCAAGGAAAGCAGCAAUACAAGAAGAUCCAUGGGUUUGGCAUAGAAGAUUGGGUCAUUUGAAUUUUACUAGCAUGAAGAAAAUGCAGCAAACACAAAUGGUGUUGGGUUUACCUGAUUUCUCAGAAAAAGAAGGAGUAUGUGAAAGCUGUGUGUAUGGUAAAAGUCACUGA
Messenger RNA from Malus domestica (apple), 1251 nucleotides. NCBI's taxonomy places the organism in Eukaryota, Viridiplantae, Streptophyta, Magnoliopsida, Rosales, Rosaceae. The record is from RefSeq and is a predicted model, not a curated record.